This is a messenger RNA of Pezoporus flaviventris, 2917 nucleotides long. It is a transcript of the gene CCDC149, whose product is annotated as coiled-coil domain containing 149. The record is from RefSeq and is a predicted model, not a curated record. Lineage: Eukaryota; Metazoa; Chordata; Aves; Psittaciformes; Psittacidae. The coding region runs from base 88 to 1854 and encodes 588 amino acids. The transcript has 14 exons.
CGGUCGGUAAGAGCCGGCCGCAGGCCCCGCCUUUCCCCGCAGGCUCCUCGGCAGAAGGCCGGGGCGGACGCAGCCGCUCGUCGCCGCAUGCCGCCGCGGCCCGCUGGAGCCAUGGGCUCCCACCGCAGCGAGAGCGACUGGCAGGGGCUGGUGAGCGAGUAUCUGGUGUGCAAAAGGAAGCUUGAAAGCAAAAAGGAGGCGUUGCUAAUCCUAUCCAAGGAGUUGGAUACCUGUCAACAAGAAAGAGACCAGUACAAGCUUAUGGCCAACCAGUUGCGGGAAAGACAUCAGUCUCUGAAAAAGAAGUAUCGGGAGCUGAUUGAUGGAGAUCCAUCCCUUCCACCUGAGAAGAGGAAGCAGGCAAAUCUUGCUCAACUACUGAGUGAGGCUCAAGAUCGAAACAAGCAGCUUGGAGAAGAGAUUAGAGAGCUUCAGCAGAGACUGGGAGAAGUACAAGGGGACAAUAAGCUCCUUCGAAUGACAAUAGCAAAGCAAAGACUUGGAGAUGAUGAAGUUGGGGCUCGCCACUUUGCAGCACAUGAACGGGAGGACCUUGUUCAGCAACUGGAGAAGGCUCGAGAGCAAAUUGAGACUCUGAGAUAUGAUCUUCAGGCUGCACUGGAUGAGUUACAAGAUGUGAAAGAGGAACGCUCUUUUUACCAGGAUAAGUCUGACAGACUAAACCAAGAACUUAAUCAUGUCUUAGGAGGGCAUGAAAACCGUAUCAUUGAUGUAGAUGCUCUGUGUAUGGAGAACAGGUAUCUUCAAGAAAGAUUAAAACAACUUCAAGAGGAAGUCAACCUUCUGAAGUCUAAUAUUACUAAAUAUAAGGCUGCACUAGAGAGACGAAAGAACUCAAAGACUCAUGGUAGAUCCAGCAGCAGUGCUCUGACUGGAGUCCUGUCUGCAAAGCAAGUCCAAGAGUUGUUGUCGGAGGAUCAUGGAUGUAGCUUACCAGCCACACCACAGUCCAUUUCAGAUCUCAAAUCACUGGCCACUGCAUUGCUGGAAACUAUCCAUGAAAAAAACAUGGUCAUACAACACCAAAGGCAAACCAACAAAAUUCUAGGUAACCGAGUGGCAGAACUAGAAAAGAAACUAAGAACUUUGGAAAUUGCUGGCUUAUGGAGUCUUCCAGGCCUGAGCUACAAUAUCUCAGUGGGAUUUGGGAGUGGAAAGGAUACUAUAACGUUCAGUGACCCAAGCUUGCCUGUUACACAGCGGUCCAGGUCACCGUUGUUAGCGUUUACUGAUAAGCCACUGAAAACUGAAGUACAAGCAGAACAGAAGGGAGAAGGUGAUGCAGCUUGUCCUGUUGCAAGUGAGUCCCUGGCUCCAGAGGGAACAAACUUAAAUAACAGGAACCAGAAUAAACAUUUUUACCCUUCAUUACCCCAGCUACGUUCCCAGGAAGAAGAAAUAAACAAGCUCGGAAGUCAGAUAAUUAAACUGACAGAGCAGGCAGUUGCAGAACUGGAAGGGAAAACAGGAGAGCAGAACACGGUGGUUGGAGCAGAGCUUAAUGGUUCAUCUGAGGGAGAGUUCCCACUUUCCAGCCCUGACCCAUCCGACCCUACAGAUCCCUCAAACUCGGAGAAUGAACAAACACCUGAAAUCGAGGCUCUGAAAGACAAUGAUGAAACCUCAGAGAGUGAUUGUGACAUUCCAAAUGAAAAAGGGGAUCAAAAUAGCACCGUGGGUGUGGUGUAUACUGAGGUCCUUGAAAGGCAUGGAGGGCUCAGUGUUACAAAUGCACACACGAAUAAGAGCUUUGAGGAGCUCCGUGAAUAUGAAAGCAAGAAACCAUCUGAUCCUGCUGAAAAUUGUGAAUAUUUGGAUAACAGUUUGGCUUGAGCUCAUCUCAUCAAAAAGCAGGGAGUUAUUUCACCAGAUCCUGAGAACCCAAUUUAAUGAAGCUCUGAAGGAAACUUCACCAGAGAAGCCAGAAAUCUUUCAGUGAGAAAUGGCAUUGCUGUUCCAAAGCAAGGAGAACAGCAAGAGGAGAUCCAGUGAUGCCUUCUACACCUACUUGGCACUCUCAGUUACUGGAAUUGCAUUCCUCAGCUUACAGGAGCUGGAACAGCCCUCGGGCUGAGUAACGGGUGGUAGAUUUCAGCUUGUUCCAUCUGUGCUCUCCUUUUUAAAGGAAUCUGUGUCUCUUAUUAUUUUCUCAUGGUUUGGAAUUAAGGAUAAUUCUUCCUUUCCUCCUCAUUUCAUCAGUCUAUAGUGUGGUAGAAGGUUUAUUUGCAGUGUUCCUGCUUUCUAAAAUUUCUUCCCUUGAUGUUUAGCCAUAGGAAAACAUUCCUAUAAUAACCAGGGGAAAAGGAGGCUGCUGUGUCAUUCCCUAGCUUGCUCCUGAUGCUGGAGCUGUGCCACUCUGCUCCUAGGAAGGCAGCAACAAGGGGAUACUUAACAUUGAAGUCAGCAGCUGUUGGAGAAGGGAGGCAGGUCCUUCCUCUCCUGUUUGUAGCAUAAGGAAUAGUCUCUGCAGCUGUGGAGCUUCUAUGGGCCAGCAGCCAUCAAGGCAAUUUUUCUGCUGGCUUGGGACCUAAUUGUCUGUAAAUGUUCAUUUCUCACUCCUAGAACUUGAAACCAAUCAGAGAGAAUUAAACCAAAUUUAAUAAAAUACUACUAAUAAAAAGAAGAAUCCCUCCCAGAUUGAGUACUUCUUUGACAAAUAACUGCCAGCUGCAAAUUUUUUACAGCCCACUUGUCAGCUACUGAAUAAACAGAGUUUAUAUUAGCAGUACGGACAAACUCUUAUGUAUAUCGAAGAUGAGCUAGCAGGUGCUGCCAUAAUCAAGGUGUCAGAAUCCAUGAACAGUUUGUAUUCAGCAGAAGAAAGGCUCUGUGUAAAUCAUUACAUAUAAAUAUAAGGAAUGAUGGUGAGAAGGUAAAAAACGUGGCUUGUCACUGU